Molecule: messenger RNA, 351 nt
Organism: Seminavis robusta
Lineage: Eukaryota; Bacillariophyta; Bacillariophyceae; Naviculales; Naviculaceae
Source: the annotation of a GenBank genome assembly
AUGGUGAUAGUCAAGGAACAAUUCCAUGAUUGUGACUGCUUCCAUAUUCUACAUGCAUUGAUCAAGGAAGCCCACACCUCUGUGGAAGGUACACUGGAGCCUGUGGAGACCCUCAACUGGCUCACCAGGGUCAAGUACCCCACAACCAAGGGUUCUGAAGUGGAGUUCAUCAUCCAAUACGAUGAGGUUCUCACACGGUACAAUGACGCCAAGACCAACGCGCAGGUUAAACUCAGUGAUAGUAUCAAAAAACUAUUCCUGCAGCAGGCGUUCAUUGACAUCAAGGUUCUCAAUAACGUCAGCGCCAGAGAGAACUACGGAGCGUACAACAGUAACAUGUGCACGUUUUAA